CCGCUUCACCCGUUACCUCUCGCCGGGGAAAGUGCAUCUGUGCCGCUGGGAACUAGACGAAGCGAAGUGGGGACCGGUGCUGCGAAAUUUCGUCGACGUGGAGGAAUUCGAUGAAAAGGCUGUGCUGGCUUUCACCCUGGUGCUGGAGAAAACGAAUGUUGAGCAGGAUUAUUUUAACAAGGGAGCCAAAUUAUAUGGCGACGUAGGACCACGGGACGACUUGUUGCUGAUUCCGAUAGACCGGCUGGGUUCUUCACCCGGAGGCUUUUUGGUCCCGGUGCAACGAACGAUGAACCGCACGCCUGCGAACAACAUCACACUUGCCGAUGGGGUCAUAGAAGAUGAAGACGUCGACGCGUCAACAAACCAGGUACGCACCUUUUACGCUUCUCCGCAGACGCGGAGCUUUUGCCAAAACUCGGUGAAGACAACUAAACGUCCAUGCGGUGGCGACGAUGAAGUGGGUAAGACGAAAUCUGAAAACUCGAAGGCCUUCUCUUUCACUUCUGCUACCGAGGAAGCGAGAUUCUGGGCAAUGGUUGAUUUUUGCUGCGAAAAAGCGGCGGAGCGGUGCUGGGGCGGCGGGGUGGUCGAAGUGGUGGCGGCGCUUGGUUGUACUUGCUGGGAUGUUGAACAAAAGGGGUCUACUUCGUCCCUUGAUGGUGUUCCGACCACCCAAGCUGAUGCUGGAGGGGAAAUAACAUCCCGCUGUGUUCUCAGUACGCCGCAACCCGCCCUUCCGUUCAGCGCCUGGCUUCGCGAGCGGCAGGAGACGGAGGUGAAGAAGACGCUGGUGGAGAACUUGUACCUGCUAGACCUCCGUGCAGGCGGGGACGAAGUUUGUGAAAAUAGUACCCUCGUCCCCGAAGUAGAUGAAGCACAUGAUGCUUCUAUCUCCGCUCUCGUUUCCUCUGCCGACAGAAUCCGGUUCCGGGAGAUACGGUCGCGGGCGGGGCAGAUUCGAGAACAACUCGCGGUCGUGGAUCGGAAGUACGAGCAUCUUUUUGGCUACUUUGAAGCGCUGGAAUUGCACAGAAGAGAGGCUGGUGCAACGGAUGCACUGGCUCGGUUGCCGGAAGGGAGCGACGAAGAGGCAUUGCAGCGGCAGGUGGAAUGCGGAUUAUCUUCGCCGUUUGUGCUGAUUCCUACCCGUGUGGAGGAAACAGGAAGCGACUCGUUUCCGGCAGAAGAGGAGAAAAUUGUUUCAUAUUGCGAGCAAGAGGAAUUUUUCGCUUCUGAUGAAGAAGGUAUGGAGGGCGAAAACUGCGUGGUUUCGGUUGACGAUGCUGCAUCUACCGGCUCAACAGCGGCACGCGAUUUCUGGGACGCCGGCGAGGACGAAAAUUGUAGUGCAAAACUGAUGCGCGACGAAAGCGACCCAGUGCUACCAGAGAACGGCGCUGACCGAGAAGAUUUUAGAGACCUACAGUCACUUUUCAAAUCGACUCCAAUAGAUUCCCUUCCUUUAUUUCCACUCGAGCUCUCUAUGCUCGUGAAAGACCGUGGGUAUAAUUAUUGAAAACGAAUAAAAUCGACAAAAUGACUUUAUGUAUUGUUCCCCAAUCAUUAUC
This is a messenger RNA of Amoebophrya sp. A120, 1571 nucleotides long. NCBI's taxonomy places the organism in Eukaryota, Dinophyceae, Syndiniales, Amoebophryaceae. The record is from the annotation of a GenBank genome assembly.